UGUUUCUAUGGCUACAAAACGUUGCUUGCAAGAACAGGCUGGUCAGCCACCCGUUCAGCAAUAAUGGAUUGUCUACCAGAAGAAGUUGACUUAAGAAAGAAACACGAAGAAAUUUUAGGAAAGAGGGCUGUGUUGCUUCGCGAGAUGGAGCGUCGAUAUGAAGAACAUAAAUGCAAGAGAAGACUUCAGUUGCAACAGUCGCCCGCCGCACACGAGAGAAACGCGCAACUCUUAGCGGAUAUGCAGACAUUGGAGGAUCGUCUUAGAACAAGGCAACUCCCACACCCCGAUGUCCUGACCCUUGAGACACGUUACUGGGCUUCUGUUGAGGGGAAUAUUCCAGAAUGGGAGCGAUUCCUCUUGACUAAGGGACCACACCCCGUGGACGAGACAGGCAAGCCACCCAGGAGACAGAAGCACAAAGUACCUCUCAGAGAUCAUGUCCCUACACAAGAGAGGGCUCUGCCCCCACACCCCAAAGCAAGAGCAGCCAAACGACCUUGAGAAAACAGUCGAAUAAUGUAUCAUAUAUCUGGCCCACAACAGAUGCUUACGUUUACCUCCUCCUAAGGUGAAAGAUGCUCUAACUUUCGCUUGUGCCUGUUUCAUCUAUCUGCAGUUGUUUUGAAACAUUGGAGGAAUUGACUUCCUGAUGAUUCGUGUUAAGCAUUUGUGUGGCCACAAGGGGGAGGUAUAACCUUAGAUUUGAAAAAUUGCCAGAGUUUGAAAAUGGGAUGAUACUAUUCUUAAUUUAUAUGUAUUUAUGCUAGGACUGUAAUUAAUAUUUUGUACCCUUCAAGCACUGCAUAUUUUUAGCACAGUAUUAGGCCUUUAUUAUAUGUGAUUACUGUAUUAACACAAAUUAAGAAUACUGUUAUUUGGAACUAAAUGUGGCAUAAGGAGAAUGUGCGAUAAGUGUCACAUACACAUUUCAAGACCUGAGAGACUUUCUUCAGCAUUAGGUAACUAUCGAGCUAUAACCAAUGUUACAUUUAUUCUUCACAUCUGACUUCAUUAGGAGUACACAUCAAAUAUGUGCCUACUGUGUAAAUAAUUGAAAAAAUAAAUUAAUUUUGCC
Hypomesus transpacificus is the source of this 1078-nucleotide messenger RNA. RefSeq names its product chromosome 9 C3orf14 homolog (gene cep15). Bases 64 to 504 code for a protein of 146 amino acids. The transcript is spliced from 4 exons. Lineage: Eukaryota; Metazoa; Chordata; Actinopteri; Osmeriformes; Osmeridae. The record is from RefSeq and is a predicted model, not a curated record.